GGCGGGAUGAGUAUCCCGUCGUUGCCCCCGGCCUGGCAGCUCUACCUCAAGGACCAUCGUGUCUCCACAUUUAAGAACUGGCCCUUCUUGGAGGGCUGCGCCUGCACCCCGGAGCGAAUGGCCGCGGCCGGCUUCAUCCACUGUCCAACUGAGAACGAGCCCGACUUGGCUCAGUGUUUCUUCUGCUUCAAGGAGUUGGAAGGCUGGGAGCCAGAUGACGACCCUAUAGAAGAACAUAAAAAGCAUUCAUCUGGUUGUGCUUUCCUUUCUGUCAAGAAGCAGUUUGAAGAAUUAACCCUCAGCGAAUUUUUAAAACUGGAUAAAGAAAGAGCCAAGAACAAAAUUGCAAAGGAAACCAACAAUAAACAGAAAGAAUUUGAAGAAACUGCAAAGAAAGUCCGCUGUGCCAUUGAGCAGCUAGCUGCCUCGGAGUGACGCC
Molecule: messenger RNA, 439 nt
Organism: Lipotes vexillifer (Yangtze River dolphin)
Lineage: Eukaryota; Metazoa; Chordata; Mammalia; Artiodactyla; Lipotidae
Gene: BIRC5
Product: baculoviral IAP repeat containing 5
Exons: 4
Coding region: 7-435 (142 amino acids)
Source: RefSeq, a predicted model, not a curated record